AUGCGCCUCAGCCUCGGCACUUUCGAGACCGCCCACGAGGCCGCCGGCGCGUACGACGCGGCGUCGUCGCGCCUUCGGCGGCCUCACAGGGACAUGAACUUCCCCGAAGUGCCGACGCAGGAGAUGGCGCAGGAGCUCGCGCCUCCCCCGCGGCUCGUCACCGACGAGGAUCGUCGCGACAACUGGAGGCGGGAGCGCCGUCUCACCCUCGCCGAGAUGGACGAGGAAGCCAUGGAGCAGUGGUGCCAAUGCUUCCCGCAGGACGUCAUCAACGAGCGCCAGUUCUUCGCGCAAAGGAGGGCCGAGAGGGAGGAGAGGAGGGCGGAGCGAGCCGCCUAUCGCGAGGACAGGCGUACGCGGAAGGAGGCCGCGCUCUUCAACAUCGAGCUAGGAGAAGCGUCGUCCUGGGACUCCGAGGACGAUCAGUAUCUUGAAGCCUUCAUUCAGACGUCGGAGGAGGACAUCACCGAGGCGGAGUCGGAGUCGAAGGAGUCGGACGAGGAGUAG
Molecule: messenger RNA, 507 nt
Organism: Aegilops tauschii subsp. strangulata
Lineage: Eukaryota; Viridiplantae; Streptophyta; Magnoliopsida; Poales; Poaceae
Biological process (GO): regulation of DNA-templated transcription
Molecular function (GO): DNA-binding transcription factor activity; DNA binding
Source: RefSeq, a predicted model, not a curated record